Messenger RNA from Mya arenaria, 2982 nucleotides. RefSeq lists its product as uncharacterized. Lineage: Eukaryota; Metazoa; Mollusca; Bivalvia; Myida; Myidae. Gene Ontology annotation, cellular component: nucleoplasm. Gene Ontology annotation, molecular function: protein binding; DNA binding. The transcript has 10 exons. The coding region runs from base 95 to 2839 and encodes 914 amino acids. The record is from RefSeq and is a predicted model, not a curated record. Gene Ontology annotation, biological process: double-strand break repair via homologous recombination.
AUUUAAUUUUUACGACACAACAUUGCUCAUCCAUUCUUUUCCAUGUUUGAGAAUGUACAUGGAUAGCAAUAUUAAGCACUAAAGAUAUUUCAAAAUGUUUUCCAAUGCAGAUGAUGAAGAAGUAGAGAUCUUAGAAAGAUUGAGAGAGAUUAACAAGGAGUACAUGAGCAAAAAGCGAAAACUAAAAAGAUGUGAGCGUGCUUCAAAAGCAAAGGCACAUGUGCGACAACGGUUGGCACAGGAGGCAGAAAGAGGACUACCUGGUUCUAAGGAGGGACAGAAGUGUUGUAGAGCUGGGUUGCCUGUAAACGGAAUUCACUCUGCUAUCUCUGGCCAUGACGAUUCUGAAACUGGCAACCAUAGCACAUUAGAGAGAACUUGGACUGACACCAAAUCUGCAAACAUCAAAGAGAAUGAAACUAGGAUCAGCAAACUAUCUGAGACUGUAAAAGAUGAACUCAGUCAGGACAUCUUUGUGUCACCUGUCAAAUCUGAUGGCGAUGUUGGUGUUAAUCAUUUGUGUCAAGCUCAAUUACAGGUUGAGAUUGAUGAUGUCAAAGUUAUAGAACAAGUGAAACUACAACCAAAGACGAAGCAGCUUAGUUUAUUGAAAUAUAAACGGAAAAACUUCAUUCCAAACAAACUGAUCAGUAGACCGAGUGUAAAAGAACAUUCAAGCUUAAAUCAGAAAGAACUUGAUGAAGAUAAACACUGUUUUUCUCAAAAUACAGAUGAAGAUAAAAGCUCAAAACAAUUGUUUGAAAAUGCAGAAGUCAUUAUUUUUGAGAGGCAAUCAAAUUUACCACAUCAAGGUUCGAUUUGUUCCGAAAGUAGCCAUGGGAGAUCUGUUAUGAAGGAAAUCGAUUCCAACAGAACAACAGCGAAUAAUGAAAAUCACCAAGGAAGUGUAGAAACUGCAGGUGGCAAAGACAACCACCCUGAUGGGUCUGAAACAACAGUGACAAGUGUUUGCUCUACGCAGGAAGAUGUGUGUGAGCUCACAGAACAUGGGGCAGCUACUUUCACUGGGAAGGUGAGAAGAAAGUCUGGAACCAGAAAGAGGCGUUCCUCGGGCCUUGGAUCUCAGAGACGGUCAUCUCGAAUUGCAGAGCAGUGUGGUGAUGAUACCUUGGUUGAAGUGCAGUCCAAAAAAGCCUCACCAAGAUACAUUCCUCUAGGAAAAAGGCAAGUUAUUGUCAGCUCAAUAUUCCAAUGUCUGAAGGAUGAAGUUGCAAGAAAGGAAGGAGAAGUUGAAGAUUUCAGCAUUCCUGAUGAUUAUCUUGAAUGUUGUCUUUCAAGUGGAAAGUCUACCAUUGUUAAACAUGACAUUAGUUGUAAAACAGACAGCGCAGGUAAUGUUCCUAUAAAAAGGGAUAUUCAGCAAUCUGACAUCUUUAAGAAAGCUCCGAAUUUAGUUCAGACGCCACUUAAAGUUGCUGAUGAUCAAACUAGCCUUGUCUGUGAUUUGGGAAAUGUAAUGUUAAAAGAUAGAAAAGAAAUUGAAGAUAUGUCUAAAAUGGAAAUGUCUGAUAUAGAAGAAUCAAGGCCUGGCGAUAAAUGUACAAGCCUGAACAAUUCUAAGGUAGAGAAUAUAGAUUCACCCAUUUUAUUUGAAUCCCCCCAAAAUGACAAGUUUGAUUUCAGUAAUAAAGACUUUAAGGAAAAGAAAACACCUUUCCAGGAAGUUUAUUCUGAACAAUCCAUGACUAACUCAUUGGCUAUUAUAAGAGAAAAUGAUGAAAGAAAUGGGAAAAGUGCAUUAUGUGUUCAGACAGCGACUGGUAUACCAACACAUGAUAUACUUGAAAACCAGAGCUUGAGAAAGGGCGAGGCAGCAGAAACUAGUGAUGUUCAACAUUUACAAGAAAUAGGCAGCUUUCAGUUAGGAGACAGUGAAUGUGUGAGGGAGGUUGUGUGUUGUGAAUGUAGGGACGACGAGGGCACCAGUUCAUACAUAGUGUGCCUGUGUCGGACAGCCCUACAGGUGUUCAACCUCACUGACCACUGCUGGACACUGGUCUCCACUCACUCAUGUAAAGUCACUGUGAAAAAGAAAGCUGGAAGAACACUGUUCCAUGUUCCAGACCCUAAGUGUGUUCAAGUUGUUGUUUUGGAGAACCAGUCUAGUGGAACGACUGCAUGUCUGUACUCUCUCCAGGGAACCAGUCUGCACAGAACUGUACUGGACACCUACCAUACCACCAGCAUUGUUGUGUUCCCCAUGUCCAGCACACACCUGUUUAUCAGUCAGUACAAGGAUCAGAAUUCCCAUGUGACUGUCUUCACCACAGGGCUUGAUCCUGGAGCCUGGGACAGGGCCCCCCUCGAACCAACUGACCAGCAGCUGACCACCCUCACCAAUGUUCGGGGCCUACAGGAGGCUGUCCUUGGGGUCACCGCCAAGGGAAUGGUUCUUAUCUGGAACUACAAACAUGGGAUGCUUCUCUCAUGCUUUGACACCAGUGAAGUCUGCCCAAAUUACCCAUUGUGUGUCGCUGCCUAUUUUGAAGAGGGUUUUCUGAUAUUGCCGAUGUUAUCAUGUCGACGUGGUCGGGAGGCAGGCUCGGUGGUUGUGGUCAACCCUCAAUUCUGCUCAUCAGAAAUACUCCUCUCCCUACGCCCACUGACAGACACUUGGGCAGGCUGUUCCAGUGCCGGCAUGAUGUCACAUGACCUGCUUGUCGCUAAAGAAACCAAUGGAAUGCUGGGAGUUUGGGAUGUGUUCACAGGCUGUUACUUAGCAACCAUUGAUGAUGUCACCAUCACCUGCUUUGGAGUGUCAAAUGAGAAGCUAGUGAUGUGUCACAAGGACUGUGUACAUAUAUUCCAGUUACUGUGAUAUGAAAUGGGCAUGAUAUUUUUUAUGACUUUGUUAUUUUAUGCAAAAAACUUGCACCAUCUUAUUAAAGUCUGAAUAUAUUAGCUCCCAAGUUCAGGUGGAUAUUUGCUUUCGACCAAUGUUAUUAGAAUAUACAUUUUUUA